This is a messenger RNA of Ricinus communis (castor bean), 2210 nucleotides long. Its product is annotated as gibberellin receptor GID1B. Bases 615 to 1652 code for a protein of 345 amino acids. Gene Ontology annotation, biological process: positive regulation of gibberellic acid mediated signaling pathway; floral organ morphogenesis; raffinose family oligosaccharide biosynthetic process. The transcript has 2 exons. Gene Ontology annotation, molecular function: hydrolase activity; gibberellin binding. Gene Ontology annotation, cellular component: cytoplasm; nucleus. The record is from RefSeq and is a predicted model, not a curated record. Lineage: Eukaryota; Viridiplantae; Streptophyta; Magnoliopsida; Malpighiales; Euphorbiaceae.
UCUCCCUCUCCCUCUCUUAUCCUUCUCUCUCUCUCUCUCAAAUUAUAUCCGUACUUGCUCUGUCUGUCUCUCUCUCUCUCUCUCUUAUAUACAUAAACACAAACACUGUUCCCUUAUUUCAGAGAGAAACAACUGAUAAGUGUCUCUUCCUUCUUCUUCACCACUGCUCUAAACUAGAAUCAAUCAACAGCAACCGAAGAAAAAGAAGAGAAAGAGUAGAGAUACUAAGAAAGAAAAAGGGGAAAGAAAAAAGGAAAAAGAAAAAGAAAAGAACUGUUACAGAAUCAGAUAUAUUAAUUUGCAUAUAUAAAUAUCUGUUUCGGAGAAAGAGGGGAUAAUAAGUAAGGUGCAAGUGUUAGUGUCUGGCUUGUUCUCGGGUCUUUUCUUUUUCAUGAGAGUUAUAUUCUUCCAAAGAAUGAAAGAAAAGGGAAUCAAUGAGUUGAAGCUUUAUCUAUGAUCAAGUUUUCAUCUUCGCACAAGAUAUCAACUUUUUCUGCUGCUGCUUGUCGUUUAGCUAUUUAGUUUUUUUUUUUUUUCCCUGUUUGGGUGCCCUCUUUAGCUCUCGCUUCCUUUGGGUCCUGGUUUAUAGAGAGAGAGUGUGCGAGCCAUCUCCCAUGGCUGGUACUAACGAAGUCAACCUCAAUGAAUCUAAGAGGGUAGUUCCUUUGAACACAUGGGUUCUCAUCUCAAAUUUCAAGCUAGCAUAUAAUCUCCUUCGACGCCCAGACGGAACAUUCAAUCGUGAUUUGGCGGAGUUCCUUGACCGUAAAGUUAAUGCCAACACCAUCCCAGUUGAUGGUGUUUUCUCUUUUGAUCAUGUUGAUAGAGCCACAAGCCUUCUUAACCGGGUUUAUCUACCUGCUCCUGAAAAUGAAGCUCAGUGGGGCAUUGUUGAGCUUGAGAAGCCUUUGAGUACUAGUGAGAUUGUCCCAGUUAUUAUCUUUUUUCAUGGUGGAAGCUUCACUCACUCCUCUGCCAAUAGUGCUAUCUAUGACACCUUUUGUCGCCGUUUAGUGAGCACUUGUAAUGCCGUUGUUGUAUCUGUCAACUAUCGUAGGUCGCCUGAAUAUCGGUAUCCUUGUGCAUAUGAUGAUGGUUGGGCAGCUCUAAAGUGGGUUAAAUCAAGAACUUGGCUUCAAAGUGGAAAAGAUUCAAAGGUUCAUGUAUAUUUAGCUGGAGAUAGUUCAGGUGGUAAUAUAGCUCAUCAUGUAGCAGUAAGAGCAGCAGAAGCUGAAAUUGAGGUAUUGGGUAAUAUACUUCUUCAUCCAAUGUUUGGGGGGCAUGAAAGAACUGAAUCAGAGAAGAGGUUAGAUGGGAAAUAUUUUGUAACAAUACAAGAUCGUGAUUGGUAUUGGAGAGCAUUUCUACCUGAAGGGGAAGAUAGAGAUCAUCCGGCGUGCAAUAUAUUCGGUCCUAGGGCCAAAAAUCUCCAACAACUUAAGUUCCCCAAAAGUCUAGUUGUUGUGGCUGGUUUGGAUCUUGUCCAAGAUUGGCAAUUAGCUUAUGUUGAAGGGCUCCAACAAGCUGGCCAUGGAGUGAAACUUCUUUAUCUAAAACAGGCUACAAUAGGGUUCUACUUUUUGCCAAAUAAUGAGCACUUCUAUAGCCUCAUGGAGGAGAUUAGAAGCUUUGUCAAUCCUAACUGUUUAUAGACUUCUACUUAACCUUACCUACAGGCAGCCAAAAUACAUAACAGAAGCUUGACACAUCAUUUGGGUUCUCUGCUUUUUCUCUUUUCUGCGCUCCUCUUUUUUUCUUUCUGCAGUGAUAUGGUGUGUAGUUAUAAGAUUGUGUAGUAUUUUUAUAUCUUACCAUGUCACCACAGGAGGAGUGGUGAUAUGAGUUCUGUAUCUUUGGGGGGACUAGUCGUCUCUUGGUCUGAAGAGUACUGAUUGUCUUUCCAGCUGAGAAGGGGCCAGGCUAGUUUCAUGAGAUGCUGAGGAUCGGAACAUGUUAGUGGUGUUCAACUAAGCCACCAGAUAUAGAAUUAAAGACUUGCCCUGAUUCACUUCCGGCCAUAAAUAAUGGAGGAGUAAAACAAGUGUUGGGGUAAUGUUUGGUGGUGAUUUUUAGUAAAUUAGUAAAUUUUACAAACACUAAUUUCAGAAACAUGGAAUGGAAUAUAUCCAUCUUGUUAUGAACUUGUAUGUUAUACUUAUGUUGUAGAAAUAUAUAUAAAUAUAUAUAUAAAAGAUUUUGUUUGCUUUUAA